CCUCUGUGCUCGACACGUCCUCCUGCCUCUCGAAGCACUCGAAAGUUAUUUAGAACUCGAUUGGGUACAGGGUUCUCGAACGAGCCUGGCUCGCUAAUCUCGCGCACAGGAGAGGCGAAGAGCCGCUACUACUACUAGCUAGAGUGGUCAGCAAUGGCGCAGCUGAGAGCACCCGCCGACGAGCAGCGGCAGCAGGAGGCGCUGCACAGCGAGAAGGACGACGUCGCCGGCGGCGGCGGCGGCAACGAGAGCAACAAGAAGGCGCGCGCGGGGCUCUGCGGCGUGCUCCGUGAGCGCAAGGUGGUGGACCUGGCGCGCGCCAAGCGCCGGCUGGUGGAGGUCCCCUACACUGCGACGCUGGCGCACACGGCCAACGCGCUCCUCGCGGCGCGCGUCUCCGCGGUCGCCGUGGCCGCGCCGCCGGGCCACUGGAUCGGCGCCGGCGGGUCCAUGAUCCUCGAGUCCGACCCGGCCACCGGCGCCGUCCGCAAGCACUACAUCGGCAUGGUCAACAUGCUCGACAUCCUCGCCCACAUCGCCGAGGCCAGCGACGAGGCCGAGGCCGACGACGAGGCGGUCGACCUCGACCGCCGGAUGGCCGUUCCGGUGUCCUCCGUCAUCGGCCACUCCCUCGAGGGCCUCACCCUCUGGACGCUCCAUCCAAACACCAGCGUGCUGGACUGCAUGGAGACGUUCAGCAAGGGGGUGCACCGGGCGCUGGUGCCGCUGGAGAGCUCGGCGGACAACGUGGUGGCGGUGGAGCUCGUGGAGUCCGCGCCGGGGUACCGGAUGCUCACCCAGAUGGACGUGGUGCGGUUCCUCAGGGCGCACGGCGCGGAGCUCAAGGGCGUGCUGUCGCGGACCGUGCGCGAGCUCGGCGCCGUGAACGAGGCCGUGUUCGCGUUAGCGAGCGGCGCCAGGGUGAUCGACGCCGUCAAAGCGAUGCGCGCGGCGUCGCUCACCGCCGUGCCCGUCGUGGACGCCGCCGUCGGCGAAGAGACACUGCAAGACGGGGUGGGCAAGAAGGCGAUCGGGACGUUCUCGGCGACGGACCUGCGCGACUGCCCGGUGGCGCGGCUGCAGCCGUGGCUGGGAAUCAGCGUGACGGAGUUCAAGAGGAAGGUGGCCGAGUACCGGGCGAGCAACAAGCCCGUCGUCCCCGGCGCCGACGCCACGGACACCGGCGUCCCGGUCGCCGCCGACGCCGACACCCCAGCGGCGGCCGCCGUUGCCACCGAUGAAGAACGGAGCAACGAGCAGCCGCUGGUGACGUGCUUCCCGGAGAGCACCCUCGGCGAGGCGAUCGAGGCGGCGGCCACGAGGCACGUGCACCGGCUGUGGGCGGUGGACGGGGAGGGGCUGCUGCGCGGGGUCGUGUCGCUGACCGACGUCCUCCGGGCCGUGAGGGGGGCCGCGCUCGGCGAGGAUCGGGAGCUCCACAACAUCGUGUCGUCCUAGAAGUUGGCACUGAAGUGCUGACUUUUCCACUCGUGUUCGUCGGCAAGCUUGUGAUUUUGCCUUGUUCCUCUGUUCAACGGGUCCCCAGGCUUAGUUUGUGAGUAAAGGGUUAUUAACCCAGGGAGAAGGCCGGGAACCCGGCGGGGAAACGAGUUUCCAAACGAGCCUGCGGGGAAAGCGUGUGCCUCGUACGCCAUCCCGCGCGGCCGCGCCUCCCACUUUUCUCCCGCUGACAAACGGGGGCCACCCAACCGUCCCCACCCGCAGAUCGCCUUCCACCGCCGCCACUCCGGCUCGCCGCCGACCACCAAUCCCGCUAGCCGCUAUGGAUCCACGCCUCCGCAAGCUCGGGGCGUCGUCCAUGGCGGACGUGGAGCGCCACUUCGCUAGGUACGAUCCGACCACCACUCAGAUCGACGUUGACAGGAGCACGCGCCUGGUCGAUGCCGUGAAGAUGUACGAGCGGAUGCGAGCGGGUGUGAGAGGCGAGGACCGCAUCCAGGUCUUCAACCCGGAGCGAUUGCUCCGCAAGGUAGAAGCCGAAGAAGCCAUGCGCGGGGCGGUUGAGGAGAUGAACAGCUCCAUUGGCAAAGCGAACUUGAAGAUCCGUUCGGCGAAUGCUGGGAUUCGUUCGGCGAUUUGGGGCGAUUCGUGGGUUCAUGCUGGGAUGGUCUGAUUCCGUCGAUUUGCGAUUGGGUUUUGGGGACUGAGAUAUCAGGAUUCGUGGGUUCAUGCAGGACUUCUAAUUCGUGACUGUUCUGAUUGGUGCGGGGAUUCAGGAUUCUGACUGGGGAUUCUUCACUGUUCAUCUGCAGACACAGUUGGACAUUCCUAACCCUGAAGCUGAAGACGGUGUCCCUCCAGAAAGGGAGAUCUCCAAGAAGCAGAAGCUGAAUCUGCGGAAAGCCGACGCCGAAUCCCAAGUCACAUUUUGGAAGCUCAACCUGACAGUUCGAAUGCUGCGUUUUGUUGUUACCGAGUUCAGUGUCAGACAGGUAUAGAGUUCAGUUUCAGAUGGUAUAGAGUUCAGUUUUACUAUUUUAGAUCAGAAGACAUAGAAUUGUGAUUUUGCUUCCUAGCACAUAUUCUUAGGCUUCAUAAGCUUUUGUCAGCUUAUUUCAUUGUACUGCUUGUUGCAUGGAACACAUUCUGAUGCAGUUGAUAUCUGUGCUACACAAGUAUUUGCACAUGUCAGUUUUAUCCAUGCUGAGGUUUCUUGUA
Molecule: messenger RNA, 2679 nt
Organism: Panicum hallii
Lineage: Eukaryota; Viridiplantae; Streptophyta; Magnoliopsida; Poales; Poaceae
Product: SNF1-related protein kinase regulatory subunit gamma-like PV42a
Exons: 4
Coding region: 154-1458 (434 amino acids)
Source: RefSeq, a predicted model, not a curated record